Messenger RNA from Pipistrellus kuhlii (Kuhl's pipistrelle), 4255 nucleotides. RefSeq names its product cytochrome P450 26B1. Bases 16 to 1767 code for a protein of 583 amino acids. NCBI's taxonomy places the organism in Eukaryota, Metazoa, Chordata, Mammalia, Chiroptera, Vespertilionidae. Gene Ontology annotation, molecular function: monooxygenase activity; iron ion binding; heme binding. The transcript is spliced from 6 exons. Gene Ontology annotation, biological process: sterol metabolic process. The record is from RefSeq and is a predicted model, not a curated record.
CCGGGCCGGAGGCGCAUGUGGAAAAGCGAUCAGGGCUCUGAGUUCUGCAGAGUCACUUUUCGGCGGCGCCGGGGUGUGUACACAUGUAGCCGGAGAAGACUUUUUCGUGGGAGAAAGGAAAGGCUCAGGCUUCCAGUCCUCCCGGCGGGAGAAGUAUGGCAACGUGUUCAAGACACACUUGUUGGGGCGGCCGCUGAUCCGCGUGACGGGCGCCGAGAACGUGCGCAAGAUCCUCAUGGGCGAGCACCACCUGGUGAGCACCGAGUGGCCGCGCAGCACGCGCAUGCUGCUGGGCCCCAACACCGUGGCCAACUCCAUCGGCGACAUCCACCGCAACAAGCGCAAGGUGUUCUCCAAGAUCUUCAGCCACGAGGCGCUGGAGAGCUACCUGCCGAAGAUCCAGCUGGUGAUCCAGGACACGCUGCGCGCCUGGAGCAGCCACCCCGAGGCCAUCAACGUGUACCAGGAGGCCCAGAAGCUCACCUUCCGCAUGGCCAUCCGCGUCCUGCUGGGCUUCAGCAUCCCCGAGGAGGACCUCGGCCACCUCUUCGAGGUCUACCAGCAGUUCGUGGAGAACGUCUUCUCCCUGCCCGUCGACCUGCCCUUCAGCGGCUACCGGCGGGGCAUCCAGGCACGCCAGACCCUCCAGAAGGGCCUGGAAAAGGCGAUCCGGGAGAAGCUGCAGUGCACGCAGGGCAAGGACUACUCGGACGCGCUGGACAUCCUCAUCGAGAGCAGCAAGGAGCACGGGAAGGAGAUGACCAUGCAGGAGCUGAAGGAUGGGACCCUGGAGCUGAUCUUCGCCGCCUACGCCACCACGGCCAGCGCCAGCACGUCGCUCAUCAUGCAGCUGCUGAAGCACCCAGCCGUGCUGGAGAAGCUGCGGGAGGAGCUGCGGGCACAUGGCAUCCUGCACAGCGGCGGCUGCCCCUGCGAGGGCACGCUGCGCCUGGACACCCUCAGCGGCCUGCACUACCUGGACUGCGUCAUCAAGGAGGUCAUGCGCCUCUUCACGCCCAUCUCCGGCGGCUACCGCACCGUGCUGCAGACCUUCGAGCUCGACGGUUUCCAGAUCCCCAAAGGGUGGAGCGUCAUGUACAGCAUCCGGGACACUCACGACACGGCGCCCGUGUUCAAAGACGUGAACGUGUUCGACCCGGACCGCUUCGGCCAGGCGCGGAGCGAGGACAAGGACGGCCGCUUCCACUACCUCCCGUUCGGCGGCGGCGUGCGGACCUGCCUGGGCAAGCACCUGGCCAAGCUGUUCCUGAAGGUGCUGGCGGUGGAGCUGGCCAGCACCAGCCGCUUCGAGCUGGCCACGCGGACCUUCCCCCGCAUCACCCUGGUCCCCGUCCUGCACCCCGUGGACGGCCUCAGCGUCAAGUUCUUUGGCCUGGACUCGAACCAGAACAAGAUCCUGCCCGAGACGGAGGCCAUGCUCAGCGCCACGGUCUAGGGGGGGGCCUGGCCCACACCCCCGCCUCGGCCCGGCCGGGCCCUGGGGCGGGAGGCCCCGGAAGAGGGUACAAACCUGUGUGUGGGAGGGGGCUGCCCCCGGGGGUGGGGGGAAGGGGAGCAGCCCCCGUCCCUGGCCCUCCUGGUUUCUCUCCCUGGCAAGCCCUCCCCAAAGCCAAAAGGGCCCUGUCCUUUGGGGGGAUGGGGCCCCCCUCCUGGCUCCUGCUUCUCCCAGUCUCUCUCCAGUUCCCACCAGCUUGGCUCCUGGGAUGGGGCCUGGCCGGGGGCUCCGCAUGCCCGUUACAGUGUUAAAUGCCAGUCGCCUCACGCUGCAGCAUUUGCUUGUCGUGUUCCCAGCGGACCCCUCCCUUCCCAUUUCAUUUGGACCCUAUUGGUCUGAGGUCACGUGGUCAACAUGGGGGGGCAGGAGGAAGAGUCGGGCCCUUCGGCACCCAGCCCCCUCCUGCCUCUACUCAGACUCAGGCACCUGCCCAGCCCGGUGUUCGCCUAGAAUGCCCCCCUCCCCCCCUUGCCUGUUGGGACAUUUGGAAUUACCUAUUGCUGCUACAUUUUUCUUUCCUCUGAGAUUGGGGCAAAAGAGCUCCAGGCUCCAUCCUCCCAGCAUCCUCUCUGGUGGCCCGGGGCGUGCACACAGCGAUGACAUCCCCACCUCCCUGCUCCACUGUUACCCCUGCCAAGGCCCAUAUUUAUUCACCGAUCUAACCGAAUCCCGGCAUUCCUGGGGACUGGGCUUGCACCUCCUCCACCCCCAGCCUCCAUCCCAGCUGCCCGGGGACCUAUCAGCCCUCUCUGGCUGAGCUUCAGCAUCCUCCCCCCGCUCCAGGCCUUCUGUGGGUUCAACCUCAGCUGCACUUCUGGGGUGCAACCCAGCACCUCUGCCUUUGUCCCCCAGCUGAAGAUGAGGAAAUGGCCCACUGCCUCCUCCCCAACUCUGUCAGCAGCACGGGGAUUUGGGGGUGCACCAUCUCCCACACAGUCACUGUCCGCCCGGGUGGGGUGCCCCCCACGAGACCAGUGCGUAUGGGGAAGGAUACGGGUUCUUUCUCUGACAGGGAGCGAGGGCCUCCGUUGUCCCUCCCUUCACCUGCCCCCUUCAGCCUCGGAGAGGUGUCCUCGAAGUCCCUGCCCGCCUCUGUGCCACUGUCUGCUCAGCCCAGCUCGGGGAUGAGGGACGAGAUGAAGGCAGGGGGAGGUGAGCUAGAAGGCGGCCUUCCUCAGUGGUCCUGGGGAGGCUGUGGGGAGAGCUGGGGAGAGCAUGUGUGGUUUGUCAGACGUGAUUUGCGUGGAAAUGGGCCAGUUGGGGGUGACUGGGGGGAAGAGGAGGAGCUGCUGCCACCAGCAUGUUGAGUCGGCAGUUUGGAUGGUGUGGGGCCAUUGGUGAGUCUUUGCGAGUUUGUCUGGAUUUGGAUCUGUUUUCGCUGUCUGUGUUUCUCCACUGGCUUUUGAUGCCAUAAGGGCCACGAGUCCUCUCUACAGGAAAACCAGCUCACGGAGGGAGGCGCGGGAGGUCGAUGCGUCUGCCUCUCGAAGAGGUGACCACUGACCACGCAGUGGCCUCCUCUGAGCUGCUGAGGGGGCAGAUGGCACUCCCACUCUGGACCCCACUCAGAACCAGCCACCUGUCCUCAGUUGUUUCAUUUGGUUUCUCUCUUUCCACUAUUAAACAAUAGUGUGGAACAGAUUUGAUUGGCAGAAAAAUAGACAUGCAAAAAAAAUUAGUAAAAUCUCUCAGUUUCUCUGCAUUCUGAAAAACAGGCAAACGUGUGUCAAGACUCAUCAACACCGGCGUUGGGUGAAAGCCUGGCAUCUGGAACUCCCUGCGCCUUCACGCUGACCCAGCUCGCCCUGCCCAGCCGUGCUUGGGCGAAUAGCUAGGGAUGCACAGGGAAGCCCACUGGGCAUGGCUCUGGAGGGGGUGGGAGGCUGGGGGGCCCUGGGAGGCCUUCGUGGACCUCCCAUUUGGGGUGCCCGGCUGGAGAGGGGCAGAGAGAGGGCUGAGGAGGGUCCUUGCGAGGAGGAAAGAUGGAUCAUUUGCCCUGCUGGGUCUCAGAGAUAACCAGAGAGAGGAAGAAAGCUCUUGACUGGCUGAGCGAGGGGUUCCCGUGUCGAAGUCUGUCCAUCUCUCCUCUGUGCGUCUGCCGGUGUCUGUGUGUCUGUGUGUAGGUUUUCUAGACGUAGCAUAGCCGAGUGAUGUGGUCUCACUCACCGUUCCUAACGAUCGUAACUUGACGUGUAAAAGACAGAACCCCACACCACGUGUCCUGCCACGGGCUUGCAGAUUGAAGCACUUUCGAUGUUGGGCGCUGGCGUUUCCGCUCUGGGCACCAUCCCGCCCCUGCCCAGAGCGCUAUGAUAUUAUUUUAUACACAAAACUUUUUUUUUUUUCAUAAAUGUUAUAAUUUUGUGUCCGUCUUUAUAAACUAUUAUAAGUACUAUUUUUGUUAUAAUUCAAAAUAGAUAUUUAGUAUAAAGUUUUUUGCUGUUAAAUAUUUGUUAUUUAGUAAAAUAUGAAUUUUUCUCUAUUGUAAACAAUGGUUCAAAAAUAUUAAUAUGUUUUUAUCACAGUUGUUUUAAUAUUGAAAAAAGCACUUGUGUGUUCUGUUUGGAUAUGAAACUGGUGCCGUGUGUUUUUUCUUUGCUGUCACGUGGUCUUUAAUCUGUAUAUAAUAUCCCAUGUUGCAUAUUAAAAAAGAAAUGAAUGUUGUGCAUUUUGUGAUUUUGAAAGUACUCGAUGUGGCUCUUUCAUAGGCUUCCAUAAUAAACCGUGGGGACUCACCUC